AAAGGUUUGAAUGUUGAAAAAGAGAGUCUAGAAUUAGAAUAAACCGUUCGUGCAAAAAGAGGGAAACGAAGAAACUCUUAUAAUAACAACAACGAUAUCAAAAACCUUUGUUUCUUCCUCUUCUUCUUUAACAACAACGCUUAUUUUCGUUCCUCUUUAUAUAAUCAACCAACGCUUUGUUUUCACAUUCUUUGUAAUAGAUACAACAUGAAGAAGAAACUUGAUACUCGUUUCCCUGCUGCCAGGAUUAAGAAAAUUAUGCAAGCUGAUGAAGAUAUAGGGAAGAUUGCAAUGGCCGUGCCUCUUCUAGUUUCCAAAGCACUAGAACUAUUUCUGCAAGAUUUGUGCCAUAGGACAUAUGAUGUAACACUUAGGAGGGGAGCAAAGACUAUGAAUGCUUUUCAUUUGAAACAAUGCGUACAAUCUUUUAAUGUCUUUGAUUUUCUGAAUGAUAUUGUGAGCAAGGUUCCUGAUUUAGGCGGUUCUGUUGCAACUGGCGACGACCACACUGUCACUAAGAGGAGGAAAGUUGCUGAAGAUGAUGAUAAUGACAGCGACGAAGAAACCAAGAGAAAUAAAAUGCCAGAACCUGCACAUACCAGUGGAAGAGGAAGAGGUAGGGGUAGAGGCAGGGGUCGUGGCCGUGGUCGUGGAAAUAAAGCUGUCGAUCAAGAGAUUUGUUCACAUGUCAAAUUUGAAGACGGUUCACAUGUCAAGUUUGAAGAUGGUUCACAUGUCAAAUUUGAAGAUGGUUCAGAAGCCUGGAAACAAAAUGGCAACCAUACUCAAAUUAAUGAUAGCCCGGAAAAUGUGCCAGAACCUAAGGAAGUUAAGCCGAGUUCAUCAUUUAGAGAAUCCGAGGAAGUAAAGCAGAGUUCACCAGUCAGAAAACCUGCCGUUGUUCGAAAUUUUGAUUUAAAUUUGGAGCCAGACGAGAACAUGGAUUUCUUAUCCACACCAACUCCUGUCCCAUCUUGUUCACAGCCUAGAAAAUCAAUUUCUGAAGAAAAGAUUGAGGAAUACCCUGGAUGGUCCUUAUCUGAUAUGGAAAAAAUGGCUAUUGAUCCCAUACAGCUAGCCAGCUUAAAUAAUAGGAUUGAUGAAGAUAUGGAAGAUUAUGAUGAAGAAGUAUAGAUAAACUUGCUUUGGCAUAAUCAAUCAUUAGAAUGUUCUGGUGGAAAAUUAAAUUAGAUUUUUCAGGAGUAAACAAGUAGUGUUAGACUAAUCCUUAGUGGUUAGAACUUAGAAGUAGCAAUGUAAUUUAGUUUUAGAAAUUAUUAUCUCAUGUAGGUAUUGCCUAUGAUAGGCAUUCUAUUCAGAUUUUCUGGGAUGCCUACUUUAGGCAAUGCUUUACAAGCAUUUUCUGUAGAAUAUUAUCCUUCCAUUAAUCAUAGUUGUUCAUUUGUUUCUCAA
Messenger RNA from Vicia villosa (hairy vetch), 1413 nucleotides. RefSeq lists its product as uncharacterized. NCBI's taxonomy places the organism in Eukaryota, Viridiplantae, Streptophyta, Magnoliopsida, Fabales, Fabaceae. Gene Ontology annotation, cellular component: nucleus. Gene Ontology annotation, biological process: regulation of DNA-templated transcription. The transcript is spliced from 6 exons. Gene Ontology annotation, molecular function: protein heterodimerization activity. The record is from RefSeq and is a predicted model, not a curated record. The coding region runs from base 208 to 1134 and encodes 308 amino acids.